AUGCUCAUCUACACUUUUGAGAAUGGAUGGAAAACUCUUCUGUGCUUUUUUGCGAACCCGAUCCUGUUACAGAAUGCGAUCAUUUGUGAAAGAAUUUUCGCCACUUACUACAUUUGGCAUUACGAGAAUUUGGAAAAGGCUCAUGUCUACAAAAUUGUUCUCUUUGGCCUCUUUUGCUGCUCAGGAACGUGCAGCGUGUUUGUGCCGAUUUGGUUCACGAUAGCGCCAGUGACCGCAAUCGCCGUUGCAAUGAGCUUCUAUAUCGUUUUUGCGCUGAUCAUGUUUUUAAUCUAUUGGUAUCUUUGGGUUCACAAUCAUGACGUUCUUAAACUUUUGCGAAUAUUUGUUGGUUUUGACACGGCUUUUGUUGGCGCAAACUGUCUUUUCGGCAUCAUCGUCAUGCUGAUUACUGAUCAAGAAAAACCAUCUGGACAAGUUGCACUUCAAUUGUUGGAACUCUCAAUAGCCGUUUACACGCUCUCAAUGCUCUUGCUGAGUUUAUAUUUUGUCAAAGACUGGGGUGAACAAUUCAAAAAGCGAUUGUUCAACUGUUUCGGCCGAAAUCUUCGCCUUCUGUCAUCGAAAAACUCGAUCGUUCCACUCAAUUCAAUUCAAGAAACCGAGAUCUAUUUCAACUAUUACACGCAAAAUUGGAAU
Molecule: messenger RNA, 657 nt
Organism: Mesorhabditis belari
Lineage: Eukaryota; Metazoa; Nematoda; Chromadorea; Rhabditida; Rhabditidae
Source: the annotation of a GenBank genome assembly